CAUAACGAUGUUCGAUGAGGGCUACGAGAUAGAAUUCCAGCCAGUAGAAGAGACCGAAUCAUCGACAACCCACAAUUGCGGUGUGCGACAAAGAAUUCUUCGAAAAUGAUUUCAAAAGAAGAAGAAAAUAAAAACAAUGCGUUUGAGGUUAUUACCUAUUUUGAUAGCGCUACUAGCACAUCGGCUGUUGAGAAUCUUUUGACACCUAUCCAGGAUGCAGCCACCCGUGCGACCAUGGCGUUUUCAUCGGCUGGUGAAGCAAUCGUUAAUGCAGGCGAAUAUAUUUUAUCGCCGCUAAAGGAGUCAUCGCCGAGCAGCAGAAGGAACCGCGUGAAUUUCUUCAAAGAAGAGGACGACACAGAGAAAGAACCCCCACAGGUAGAUAUUCGGCCUCGUGUCGAUGGAACAGGAAUAGAACUUGUUGCCAAUAACGACCACUGCGCCGCUAGAAAAGAAAACACCAACAACAAAUUGGGAACUUCUUAUCUACGCGGUUCCAUGCUGAUGUUUGAUCCGAUUGCGGCAGAAGCUGAGAACGGUGAACUGGAAGCAAUGAAUCUGAGAGUCUUGCGCGGAGAGAGCCUUCCUAUUGAUCGCACAAGAGUGCGCAUCGGCGUGCUCAAUCGCGAAGGUGCAGCAGUGGAUCAAAUCAUAGGAUCGACCCCUUCGAGUGAGGGGACUCGCGAUCCAAUAUGGGGCUCUAGGACAUGUUCAUGGACACUGAAUGCAAAGGAAUCGACAAAGUUGCUAUUCACUCUAGUCGCAGCAGAUUCUGAGAAAGGAUCGAAGGUAGAGACCAAAACAAACGGAGCUAUAAAAUUUUGCGCUGAGAUUUCGGUAGCCGACCUUCUAUCAAAACGCAACCCGAAUUUUUGGAUAAACCUAAAGAAUGAGGACGAUCCCUGUAGCAGCAACAACAAUGGCCGUAUUCAGAUCCGUCUGACCCGACCCACACAAGCAAAGCUGCACGAACAAGAAACCUGUUUGAGAAUUUCGCCCGGCCCAGGACUCCCUCGAGUUCAGAGCUAUGCCAUUCGAAAGAUGGCCUUAUAUUCAUGCUCGCCCGUUAUGUUGAAUGUGUAUGAUGUAUCCAACAACCCGCGAAUACAAACAGUCAACAACACAACGAAAGCACUCGGGUACGGUGGAGUCUUUCAUGCCGCGAUCGAGAUCCAGGGAAAGGAAUAUUCAUUUGGAGGAACGGUCGACAAGAAAUCAAAGGUGUCGGGGGUUUUUCAAUGCGCUCCUAAGCAAUGCCCUAUGCACAGUUAUCGAGAAUCGGUGUUCCUUGGCGAUAGCGAAGUCAAUGGGCAGCAGAUUCAGAGUAUAUUGGCGGAACUUCGUCCGAAGUGGUUGGCAAGAUCCUAUAAUCUAUUCCGGAAAAACUGUGCAUUCUUCAGUCGCGAAUUUGCAAUCGAACUAGGCGUCGGUGACAUUCCAGAAUGGGUGUUUUCCCUGGCUACGACUGCGGAAACGAUAGAGCCAUAUUUGCAAAAGCUCAAUGCGUACCUCAAAAGUAGAACAAACGCUGCCUCGCCCGACAAACGAAUCACCAAAUCAACAACUACGACGUCGACAAAACAGAAGUCCAGCAAGCGUGUUUCCAUUGAUACGGACGAAGACAUAAAAGCACACGAGGUUGCGAAGAAUACACAGGAAGCCCUUCUAGAUCAUGCCAUGGCUGCCAGAAUCCAGCGAAGAGUCAGGGCUUCGAACGUCAGGCGCGCGAGCAUGUAUCGUGCACAGACCCAGCUCAAAAUUGAGCCGGUAGGGUUUGCGUCGGCAUCGGCGUAGGCAGAAAAACGACUGUUGGUUUCAUCAGAAACUAUUCAUUGCUCCCAACUGUAGUGGAAGCAUCUAGAGUAAGGGCGGAUUGAAAAAUAAGGAAGUCAGAACUGAACAAUGAGCUAAAGACGUACUUGUUACUAUUCUUUUUAUGAGUUCAAAAUAAAAGUAAUUAAAACUAAACAAUGAAUAAAAAACAAAGUAGUGGCCAAUUCUUGUCAAAAACCAUACUUCCCUACCGACCCAUUUACGAAUUUAUUCGAUGCGGGCUUUCUUUUCUGGUGGUUCGGAAGAAGCGGCUGCCUUUUGUUGUAGACUCUUCAAACUGCUUUCGAAACGGUGCUCGAGUGUCAUGUGGUUUUCUGGACCGAGUCCGAGGCAGGCUCUCAUAACGUUCUUGAUAGCUUCGCGCUGUGUGAACAAGGCAUUCACAACGGGGGCGCCGUUCGGAACCAGCGGAGCUUUCAGCAUAUACGACAGGAGGGAAAGAACCGGGUGGAAUUGUUCCCAGUCGGUCUCGCCUUCCUUUUUGACGGUGAUUCGUUCGCAAAGCUCGCCCAAAAUUACGAGAUCAUAAAUCAGUGGCGUGGCAAGGAGAGAGUCCUCGCACGUGUUGUGCAUCGCAAUGGUGUUCUUUCCUCCCAUAAAAAUCUCCGACGUGUACUCAUCCAUUGCACGCUUCGAAUCCCCAACGUACGGUACGUGCUUGAUGACAACGACGUGAUCCGGAUGCUCGUCUUCUUCAAACAGGAUGCGGUUCGAUUCUACCAUGUCGUCCACAACGUUCGAUUUGGAUAUUUCUUUGCUGCGGAACUGCGAGGGAGCACUAAGGUUUUUUCCGUCGUUGUUUCCCAAGUGAUUGUAGGACACGAUCGAUACAGGCUUAAUUCCGGCACUGACCAAGAAGUCAACAAGGACACUCUUCAUCUUUGUUUGGCCACUCUUGAAAUCAUCUCCGGCGAUAAACACCUUCUUUUCACGCGCCAAAUCGACGACACCGGGAACGAAUGUAUUUUGCGGAGAACCAUUGAUGAAGGUGCAUCCCUCCAAUAUAGACGCAACCGCAAAAAUGGUAGACGCACUCACUUCCGCUUCGUCGCGCUGGAUGGAAUGCAAAAUAUUUUCUGCCGUGUCGUUAACUCCCUCCUCGACGCACGCGAAUCUCUCGGUGUUAGCGGUCCACAACAAGAUGACCUUGUCGAGUUCGUGUUUGGCUUUGAAAUCGGAAAUGUCCUUUCGGAUGUGAUCCAUUUGUUCUUGUUUGGUACCGGUCAAAACAUUGUCGGCGCGCUCGCUCUGGUUGGCUGCAAUAAAGUCGGGAAAGUAGACACUCGGCAAUGGAACAAUGUCCUUCAUGUAAGGAUAGAGCUUCUGCUGGAGAUCAUAAUCCAAGACUUUCGACCGCUUCAUGCCGUCGCCAAGGUUCAUUUUGUUGAUAUCCCAUCCUCCCCAUACAACCUCGCUCGGGUCUACCAUAGGAAGCAUAUUUUUGAAGGGAGUAAAGACCGAAUUGCCCUUCGCGUCAUUUCCGAGCUUUACCGUCGAGGACAUCAUGAGAGAACCCCAGUAAUUUGCUUUUUUCUCUCCUUCCUUGGUAUUCCACGUGAUCCCGUGCUUGUUGGCUAGCGCGCCAGCGAUACAGGUGCUAGCAAAUAGAAAAUUUGCAACGUA
Pseudo-nitzschia multistriata is the source of this 3456-nucleotide messenger RNA. The record is from the annotation of a GenBank genome assembly. NCBI's taxonomy places the organism in Eukaryota, Bacillariophyta, Bacillariophyceae, Bacillariales, Bacillariaceae.